Amblyraja radiata (thorny skate) is the source of this 9397-nucleotide messenger RNA. RefSeq names its product APC membrane recruitment protein 3 (gene amer3). Gene Ontology annotation, cellular component: plasma membrane. Gene Ontology annotation, molecular function: phosphatidylinositol-4,5-bisphosphate binding; beta-catenin binding. Bases 692 to 3820 code for a protein of 1042 amino acids. Gene Ontology annotation, biological process: regulation of canonical Wnt signaling pathway. Lineage: Eukaryota; Metazoa; Chordata; Chondrichthyes; Rajiformes; Rajidae. The record is from RefSeq and is a predicted model, not a curated record. The transcript is spliced from 3 exons.
UAUUCCCAUUUUGGAAACAACCAAAGAUUCUAAGAUCGAUAAUGUAAUGUGUUGCCCGAACUGUGCAUGUAGCAGAUUUUUCAACAUUUAUUUGAUUUCCUCAAAUGUGGGCGAGACAGUUGUAGUUUCUGGCAAAGGCGGGUUACUUGUACACAUGGCAACGCUCGGGUAGGUUGUUAUUACGGUCUCGGGGUUUAUUCCGUUUUAAAUUUCACCACUGAUCCACUCACUCACGUUGAAUUUAUUGAUUCAUCGCGGGUAUUUUUUUUAUUUUCCCUGGCGAAGAUUUUCCUCCAAGUGUCAGAUACGUUUGUGCCUGUGCGGAGGCGGCUGCACCGAGUUUGCAUAUAGACCGGCAAUGAUUGCAAUGAAUGGCAUAAGCAGACGCACACGUUAAAGUGCCCAGUCCUUCUCUGAGGUUCCCUAGACAUCGACGCAGCCGACCAACCCGCCGUGUUACAGGUAUGAUGGCUUCCGACAGGUCAGGGCGAAUGCCAAGAGCAGCGCAGCGUGUCUGAAGCAAAGAGAUCUUAAAAUAAUUACCACCACCGGGAUCUUUGUGCAAGAUUUUGAGAGAACGGGCGAAUUGUAUCCCAAAUCGAAUCGUCCCGCAUCAUAAAACGGUAAAUGGCAUGGGACAGGAUUGCUAAAAGGCGGAUGGGAUUAUUCAGAGAACAUAUAACUUAUUACAAUGGAUGCAAAAAGAACAAAAAACUUUCGGAAGUACAGCCUGCAACAAGCUGUUAAAAAUGCAGAGACCUUCAUUGAUAUUGACUUUGAGAGAAGGUCACUCAAUAAAUAUUCAUUUACUGGUAGAGGAAGCUGCAUUGAUGAAAAAGUGAAGAAAUUGUUUUUGAGAGCAGGGCAAGCUCGGAGCGUUACAAGUGCCUCUGCACAAGGAGACAAGGGGGAUGAUCGGCAUGGACUUUGGAAUGUGCAGAGGUCUGUACGAAAAAGCAAGACCCAUGACUGUUUUCUAUCCAUGGUGCAAGAUGGUGAUCAUACUCAAGUGGAUAAACCCCAUAAAAGUAAGAUGAUAACAUCAGAUGAAAAACAUAAAGAUAGGAUUAUUAAUGCUGUAAAUUUCUCAGAAAUUGCUGUGCCCACUGGGCCUUUUGUUAUGAAUAAAUUGUGUGAAAGCAAGGCAAAAGCCCAAUCGAAACAUUCAGUAAUUGACCUUCCAAGUCCUUCCUCACAAUCACUUCCAUCAAUCACAAAAUGCAUAGCAAAUAGACGACUUUCACUGAGAAAACCCAAAAGAGGAUUCCGAGGCCUAUUUACAAUAAGAAGAAACAGGCAGGAAAAAGUACCUUUGGGAACAAAGGACAACAAAGCAGAUUCCAAAAUUUUCAGUAGUAAAGUGACAUUAAGACCCAACAAAAGUAUAUCCAGAAGUUCAAAGAUUUUAACUCAUGCUGGUGAUUCUUUAGCACAAUACUUUACUGACAGUGACCCUCCCUCAGACUCAUCUUUUGAAUGUAGUAGCACACUCUGUGAGGAUGUUGCUUCUCUGAAGAGCUUUGAUUCCCUCACAGGUUGUGGGGAAAUCUUUGCUGAUGAGGAAACGACUGACCAGCUGGAGGCAGGUCACAAUUUAAAAAAUGCAACUGAAAAAUGUGAAGACAAGCAGACUCCUUCAGGUGAAUCUUUUCAAGGUGGAGGAGAACAACUUGCAUCACCAGGACAAACGGAUGGCUUGGAGCUGAAUGUAUUUUGGAAAAAUAUGAGCAACUCUGACGAAGGACGUGAAACAGUUCAGGAACCCACCAUCAAUGAAGAACCCAAACACUCCUUGGGACUCAAUGCUGAGGUUGAACAGUUAGCUCUUGCACCUUUAGAAUUUCAAAAUGUCACAGAGAAAGAAGAUGUUGAGGAAGCUGAAAAAAAUUUAGUUGCCUAUGUGGAACUCGGAACACCACAGAGCGACCAUCAGGAAUCAACAUCAACCAGUGACGAAGGAUACUAUGAUUCAUUUUCUCCAGGGCACGAAGAGGAUGAAAGCAAACGUUCACAGAGUCCAUGUGUAAAUAGACAGUUUCCCAGAGACAGCUACAGUGGUGAUGCCCUCUAUGAACUUUUCUGUGAUCCAGAGGAGCCCAGGAUGAGUCCUAUCUUAGAUGAAGAAGGCUCCUCAUUGCAAAACAUUGUGGCUCAACCCCAAACUCCAUUGUCUAUGUAUAGUUUUUGUGUAGGAGCUGAAGAAAACAUGGCUCCAUCUCCUACUGUGGAUAUAAACUGUCACGAGUUCUUCCAAGGCAGUUGGAAAGGUAAAGAAUGCUUAUUAAAGCUGUGCAACACUGAACUUUCUUUGGCAAUGGGACUAGUAAACUGGCUUAGGCAAAAGACAGAAGUAAAUGAGUUUGGUUUGAACAUUCAAAAUAACACUGAGAAUCAUGACCAAACAAGAACAGACAUAAUCAGUUUAACAAAUAGGUCUGCUGCCCAUUCUGUUUCCCACAUUGAUGGAGUUCCAAAGGAGAGUGGGGUUAGCAAUUUUGCCAAAGCCACAUCAGUUAUACAGAAUGGAAAAUUCGAAAAUAAAAUGAAACUUAAUGAUCAAAAUGCAACAUCCUCACUUGUUAUAUCAACGAACGAUGUUCAAUCAUCCAUUAACUUAAUGUCCAGGGACAAUGAUUCUGAGCCCUCAGAGAAUAAUCAUCGCUCUGCAAACAAAGUUAUCCCUGUAUUAACGAGAAAUGUGCUAUUGAAAUCUCCCCCUCAAGGAGAGUUGAGCGAGACAUUGGAAACAGCACUAGAAAACACAGCAACAUUGGAGCCCAUGAUCAUUGUGAAAAUCAGUAAAACUAUUCUUUGCCCAAAGUGUCGAAAAUCAGUAGAGUCCAAUCUUCCUGAAGUGAUGCUGUGUUCUUCUUGCUUUUCAGUUGUUGGAAAAUGCAGCAUAUCUGAUGUAUUGAGCACUUAUGAUAAUAAAGAUUGCCAUUCAGGACCAAAGAAGGAUGAUCAGUGCAAUUCCAGCAAACCAAGGCAACAGGAUACAGACCAUUAUGUGUCUCAGCUGCUGGAGGACUGUAUUAGAAAUGUUGCAUCCUUGAAAAUCAAUACUGGUGAGACUAGGCAGUUCGGUAAGGAAGCUACCAUUGAGGACUGCCUAUUUGAACUUGGUUUGCAAGCUGAUCAACAACACAAAGAAAGAAAAAAUAUUGGACGAUCUGAAAACAAUUUGAAUCACAACGGAAGAACUCAGAAAACAAAUGAAGCCACAAAUAAUUGUGCACAGGACAGCACCAGGAAGACAAAGGAAAAUGUUUCUGCUUUAAGCCCUGGGUUUAAUGGACUGGAAUCAACUCAAAAAAUUAAGAUACCAGCAAGUUCAGAUACUCAUCAGCCUACAUCCUUGAUUAGAGAAGCCAAAGAGAAAGCUGUGUUAAGAAAAUCAAUGCAGUGCAGCAAUAGUAUUGUUUUAAACUCUGACGAUGCAUGGUCUCUCUGUCAGGAUGCAGCUGAUGAAUUACAGUAUGAAAUUAUUUUUGAUGGAAACACGAAAGCCACAUGUCCUAAGAGGAAAGGGUGCAGCUCAAAUGUCAGUGAAAGUGCUUUUACAUCUUCUCGACCUUCCUGCUUGCCUCUUUCAAAAUCUGUUUGCUCCAGUCUCCAAAGAGGUUCUCUCCAAGUAGAAAACCCCAAACGUUGUAAGAAAUCUUUCUCUCAUCAUGGUUUCACCUCAUCUCCCAGCUCGUCUUCUCUUCAGCCAACCUCCAGAGACGAGGCACUUGCAUCGCAGGGUAUUUGUGGCCACAUCAGCACUCAACAAGAUGGCAGUCACAAAGAAAGAGAGAAAUCUGAGAAGAUCAAACAAUGACUGAACCACUGGUCUUCACCCUCUGCGGACAAAGGAAGCGGAGAGAACCACGUUCAUCACUGACCACAAGGGAGAAGACAGCAACGAGAUUGUACUGUGCUGCCAUAAUAAACGUUCUCUUCUCUUGCAAGAUGAGUCCUCAACACUGGCCUCUCAGCUCAGCAUCAUUGGGAAUGCUCCACACCUUCCAGGCAAGCUAUGCUGUGAGAGCCACAUAUCUGGAACGAUUACCCACAGCAUCUGGCUUUGGCUGAGAAUAACAACAACUAUAAUUAAACGCGUGAGUCGACUGAAAGGACUCAAUUCAACUCUGGGCAUCUAAUACGAUGUCAGAGAUCAACUUUCAUCCUCUGUUACUGGAAGAUACUGGCUCAUCUAUUAGUUUGGAUAUUAGGUUAUGAUUGCGUAUAAUUACAUUGUACAUCUCACAACAAUUUAAGAAACUGACAUUUAUGUUUCUCAGAAAGAGUAUAGUGGUUCUACCACACUUUUACAGUCAAACAGUCAUUUGAAUCCUCUUUUUGGUUGUUUUAGCACAAUGGUGCCUGCACUCUGAAACACAAACUUGUUUCCCUUAUCUAUCAUUUCUGCAGCAUUGUUUCAUUUGUCUUUUCAUCUGACAAAAACCCUCAACAAAAUCCAGAAAACUGCUCUUUCCUAAAAUAAAGGUGUCCUUAUGCUAAGACAGAAGAUUACAGUGUAAUUGCACAAGUGCCGGCCAAUGAUUUUACAUAUCCCUACAGCUGUCUUUCCCAUGCAUUUUAAUUGACUUCUGUAAUAUAAAGAAAACUUGGCUUCAUUUUAUUGACAUUAAAAUUGAAUUAUCUUUCUCCCUGAAAGCAGUGGCUGCAAAAUAAUCAAACAUGUUUCAUGUUUCAUGGCUGAUUUGUUCUUUAGCUCCAUUAAUUAUUGAUUGUAUUCUUCAUUAUUUCAAUUGGCAUCCAUAAUCUUUGGGGAAAAAGUAAGAUCUAGAUCUUCAGAACCCAUAUGUGAAAACGUAUUUUCCUAAUUUCACUCCUACUCGACCUCAAGGAGCAUAUUUUGAAUUGCCCAUGAAAAUGAUGUUUCACUCUGCAGUAUUUUUUGUUUAAUAAGAGGUACAAACUUAAAGGGAUUAAAAGGAUCAACACUUGAUGAUCUAAUGUGGAAUGCAAAGGCCCUGAUGGCUGCUAUUAACUGGGACUGUUAUUGGGUGCUCUCAUGUCUACAGGAGUGACAAAUAUAUGCUAUGUAAUCUUUUCAUUUUGGUUUGGCGCAUGACUUUUUGGAAUGUACACAAACUGGUGAUUGACUGACACCUUCUUGUAAAUAAAACCAUUGAAAUUAGGUCAAUUUUGCUAAGUGCAGGGUUGGCUUUUUUCCAAUGUGACAUUUGCCAAAAAGGUCCUGGUGGCAAUGGUCACCACAAACCUAGAUUUGUCCAACAAAUUCUUUUGUCCUCAUUUCCACCUUAUAUUUGUAAAGACGUCAAAAUACUUGAUAUAAUUCUCACUUGAUCUUAAGGGGCUGAAUUAAAUGAAUUAAUUUUUAAUUGAAAUAUUUUCAUAUUGAUUUUCAGAAUAAAGUCAAGCAUUCUGGUUAAUUAGGAAUGGGAGACCAAACAUUCUUUAAACAUUGGAAUCAUUCCUUUGUAGUAAGCUUCAGAAAACAGAAAUAUUUGAUUUGGUUCUAAUGCCAGCAAGAUGGUGAAUGUUUAACGCUGUGCAAGUCAGUAACCAUUUGAUUGUUAAAGACUCCAAACCUUUAUUGAGGUAGUGGGUUCAAAUCCGGGUUCGGAAAUGUGAACACAUGGACCAGGGCUGCAUGUUGGUGUGGUCCUGAGGAAGUUCUUUUCAAAUGGAGGUGCCAUCUUUCAGACUGUGGCUCCUCUUUCUACUUAUAAAAAUGUAAAAGAUCCCAUGAAACAAAUUUGAUAGAAACCCCAAGAGUUCUUACCAUUGAAAUACUCAAUAUAAUAUUCCUCAACUGUUUAAUAUCACCUUGCUGUUUGUGGGACCUUGUCUGUUCAAACGAGCUGCUAUGACUCCAACAGUUCGGCAGUGACUGCAGUUCAUUAGCUGUAAAGCACUUAAAGAGCUGGGGAGAUUUACAAAUAGAAGUUUACUUUCUGUUGGCAAGCUGAAGAGGCAGAAACAUUGAAAUAUAAUUAACAAUGCCAUUUCAACUUAAAUAUAUAUUUUCUGGGAAGAUUUACAGAUGGAAGAGACUGGGUUAAGAAAAAAUAUUCAGGCAACUUUCAGUUCUUAGAACUUGAUGCUCAUGUGAAUAUUUCUGUGUGCAGCUCAUCACUAAACAAACUGCUUUAUGGGUCGGUUCCAAUGAAACCACUGAAUGGACCAUUUAAUCUUCUUCAGAGCAUUUUGCUUGAGGACUGGGUAAUGAAGGAUUAAUUCUGCAAUGCUUUACUUCCAUCACAGACUAUCACUGGAUAGAAAUGCUUGCAGCAAAGCCAGUCUCAUCUCUAGUUCACGUUGCCAUUGAACAAGCAUCAUAAGAGUGCACCUCAUGUCUUUAUCUGUAAUUAACUUGCUACUUGGUACUGAAGAAAGAAAAUAAAUACUUGAAUUAAAGUGGUGCUUUUCACUAUCAGAAUAUCCCAAAGUGCUUUGCAGCAAUGAAGUGUGAUCACGUUAGUAAUUUAAGAACAGUAACAAUCCAAUUUACCACAACAAGUUUUGACACUCAGUAAAGUAUUUCUCUAUUUCACUUACAAUCACCAUCUUCUCUCCAUCUUCCUUGUCUCAAUUCUCACUUCACCUGUCUCUUGAUCUUCUCAUUCUGUCUCUCACUAUUUUUUAAACUUUGCUUCUCUCACUCAUUCCAGCUUCUUGGAGAUUAUUUUUCACUCUCACUUGUGGUUUAAGAUGGAGUUCAAACUCCAAGCUGAACACAUGGAUAAGUUACAACCAGAAGAGUGUGCAACAGGGGGAAAAUAAUAUUAUGUUUGCAGAUUUAAAGAGAGUUCCUUUUCCAGACAUGCUCCAAUCCUACAUCUGCUGGAAAUUAAGUCCUUUAAACAAUACCAUUAACCUCUUGGAAAAGAUCCAUGCAGUUUCCAUGAAAACCUCAGCGAAUGGACUGCUAGAUAAUUUUUAUUUUUCAAGUAUGACAGCAGAUUAAAAUAUUCUUGCCACAUAUUCCUAAGGCAGAGACGGUCUGGCAGUAUAACAUGGAGCAAAGUGGUAGCAUGGAACAUGGCAUAUCAUAUCUUGUGUACAUUGCCCACAUUAUGCUAGGUUAAAAUGUGCAGAAUGGUCAGACCCUAUGGGAUUAUUUUGUUUCCAUAUGACUAUGGUUUGAGGUUAACUAUAUUUUGCCCAUUCCAUCCCAGUUUAUAAAAUAAAUUACUGCCCUUCAAAUUAUUGUUGGCCACCAUGCACCUAUGCACAGACAGUUUCCCACUGUUGCCAGUGACAAACUGAGGCAGAAGGUUGAUUUAAGAUUUGCAAGGCCAUGGAAGACUAUCUUCUGUCAGGACUAGGGUACUUGCAACAUAGAUUAAAAUAUAGCUUACUUUCAAUGCAAAAGUUUGCAAACGAACCUCGGAAUGCCAGAGAAUGGAAAAUUGUAAUACCAUAAUGGCAUCAAUGGUGAAUAUUUUCACCCACAAUCAAUUUUGGCAGCUGUUUGUCAACAUAUAGAGCAGUUACAAUUAAUCACAGGGUGCUGAGGCUGUAGAUAAAUACAUACCCCUUGGUUUUACACAUGGUUUUGUACAUGAUUUUGGAGAACUAAUAUUGAGUUGAGUCAGGCUAUCAUGGACUGGACCACACUUCUCUGCCAGGCAUUUUGAUAAGUCAAAUAAUAUGUGUGCAAUACAGGUCUACAAGAAAGUUUUAAAUGAGAAUGGAACAUUUUUAGAGAGCAUGAAUUUUGUUGUACAUUAAUUCAAAUGCUUGAACGCCAAUUUCAUUUUGUGCUGUUGUGCUUUGCUCUUUUAAGUGAAUUUUAGAAAUCUUGCAGAUUUAGAAUGUACAAAUUGAACUUUGUAUUCAUGGAAUCUUCAUUGUGUUUUGUUUCAAUUACUUUUCCAAAGAUAUCUGACGAUGUGGUGUAGACCUUUUCUUGAAAAUUGGCUUAAAGACAUUUUUUUUCAAGGUGUGAUGUCCCCUUUGAGUAUUUGUGUACAAUGUAUUGAUGAUGUGCACAUGUGAUUGGUAAAUAUGUUGAUUCAAAAAGUUGGGACCAAGGUAUCAUUUUUGUAUUAUUGCACAAUGUACAGCUUUGUAAAUGACUGUCCUGAUAAGACAAAAUAACCUGCAUACAAUUCAGAGUCACAAUGGGUGUGUCGGUGAAGCAGACUCAUCUUAUUCUAAAAUAUUGGCAGUGACAAGUAAGAGUAUCCAUUUAGUCUAUCCAAUGGUUCCAAUAUCGGUAAGAAAGCCCUCUUUUUACAUUAACAGUGCAAUAUGUUUUUAGAGGACUAUUCUGAAAAGCAAAGACCUAAUCAGAGUAUGGAUAGCACCAGUGAGGGCAGUGAUUCUGUCGAGUAACAAAGCAUAAUUUUGCAUUUGCAAUUUACAGCACUUUGCACGGACAUCUUCCGCAAAUUGGAAUUGUUUGAACUCAAAAGUGGACAAUGGAGGCCUUGGUCUCAUUGCUGCCUGAUGGAGCGGCGACAGGAUGACUCAUUGAGAAAAAGGCGGAGUGUCUGAUUAACAAUCUGCACAGCGAUAUAUUCUUCCUCUGUUCAUUUUAUUUAAUGAUUACAAUAGGAAAGGUGUGGAGGGCUAAAAAGUUGGAAGAUGCUUGGUUUGCACUGCCUUUUAAUUUUAAGACUGAUUUGGGAAAUAUUCCACUAACACUGUGACAACUGUGAAAGGAAUGUCUGAUAGCAAAUGCCUUAUCAUGAAAUACUGAUCUACUUUAGAAAUCCACCUUUUAUAUUUAACAUUAAAAUUGUGUGUUCAUGGCUGACUUUUCACAAACAACCUGAAGUGCACUCUUUGCGCAGCAGUUUAAAUGAAAAAAAAUCAUGGCUUUAACAUCAGCUUAAACUGAUCAUGAAUUUCACAGCCAACAUCACGAAUGGUACCAACACCAUCAGGUUAUAUAAAUUAUCUCCUGGUGAUGAUUGUUUUUAAAAAAAAAAUGUUUAUAUUUUGAGUUAUUGCGGAAUUGCAAUUUGAAAAAUUGCUCAGUGGUUCAGUAUAGUUUUACCAACCCUCCUUUCAGAUGUAAACUUGUUUGUUCUGGCUAAGGCUGCUAUCCCACCCAAACUCCACACUGCUCCCUUCGCCUGCACCCCACGCAAUAUUCUCAUACCAUGAGAAUACUAUUCACCUCGAUAUUAGAUAUAACAGAGAAAGCAAACUUUUGGAAUGUAUAUUCAAUGAGUUGUUUUUGUACCGUAACUGGAUGUUUUAGUAACUAAAUUAAUAUUUCAGACUUUCAUUGAAACUUUGGUAAAAUGGUUAAUGGCUUUCAUAAGAUUUUAUCUGAAACAGUUAUUUGAAAUGGCUGUGAUUUUACUCUUUUUUUUAUUUGAUGAAUGUCAAGUUAUUUCUGCAACUGGGAAAUAUGUAUGUACAACAUGUUUUAGAAUACUUUUAAGUAAACAGUAAAUAUAACAGAGAU